Gadus morhua (Atlantic cod) is the source of this 1645-nucleotide messenger RNA. RefSeq names its product CD209 antigen-like protein C. Bases 161 to 952 code for a protein of 263 amino acids. The record is from RefSeq and is a predicted model, not a curated record. The transcript has a single exon. Lineage: Eukaryota; Metazoa; Chordata; Actinopteri; Gadiformes; Gadidae.
GGUUAAAAUACUUCCUGUUUGAUCAAAGUAGGCGUUAAGACUUUGACAUGCUGGCUUUCAAAACGCAUAGAAAGACCGAGCACUCAUAGGGGUAGGACGAUAAGAAACUCUGAAAACAGUUUGGACCAACGCGACCAAGGUGAUUAACGCCACGCCCAACAUGGCCAGGAACACACAAGGAGAGAGAGAGGAGAGGAUAGUGGACAACUACGCUACCAGUGAGAGCCUCAGAGAUCAACACCAGGACUGUGUGGGGACAGAGGGGUCCUCCAAUACUCUGGGAACAGUAAGAAGUCAGCAGCCGGACCCUGUGAGCCCUCCUAGGUGUCAGAUCAGGGCUGUGGUGGUGCUUCUGGUCCUGCUGUCUGUUGCCCUGCUGGCUGGACUGCUUCGGUUUGUAGUGCAACACAAGACCGUAUGCAUGGACAGAGACGUGGAGCAACUUCUCCAGAGGCUGAAGAAUGUGACAGAGCAACACAAGACCGUAAGCAUGGAGGUUGAGCAACUUCUCCAAAGGCUGAAGAAUGUGACAGAGCAGAGAGACACACUGCUUUGUAAACAGGAAUGUCGAGGUGGUUGGGAUAAGUUUGGUUGUAAAUGUUACCAGGUUUCCAACGCGUUGGGAUCCUGGAAUAAGAGCAGGGAGCUCUGUGUUUCCGACGGAGCAGAUCUGGUGGUGGUGGAAAGUAAAGAGGAGAUGGACUUCAUUAGCAGGUACAGCGGGGCCCCCUGGCUCGGAGCGACAGAUGAGGCCAGUGAAGGGGUGUGGAGAUGGGUUGAUGGGACCGUCCUGUCAGUGGAUAACCCCUCCUGGAGAAGAGGGAAACCUGAUGGUGGCAAGAACAAGAACUGCUUAAGGAGGGACCGGGGGCGGCAGCCCAACAAUAAAUGGACAGAUGAGAGCUGUGAAGACUACAGAUAUGGGCUUUGUGAAUAUCAUUUAAUGACAUGAUGGAUGAAAACAUUUCUUUGUCUGACAGAUGUGUUUCUUUGACUAUUUUUUUUAUCUUAAUGCCAACUAACAUUCGUUGUUUUGUUUCAUACUUGUUGAGUUCUGCCAUUCGAUCAGAGCUGUGAUUGGCUGCAAGGUUUUAUAUCUCCUUAAAAGGAGAUGACAUGAAGAAUCCACUGGUCACUGCAGGAGCUGUACAUAGAUGCUGCUCUUGUUACAUUAUUAUUUUCAAUGUUUCCACAGUUGCUCUCGGUGUUGGAGGCUGAGGUUAGGCGGUAAAUAGUCAUGACAGUCAUUGGCUGGAUUUCAGUUGCUGCAAACCACACUAGUUCUCUAUUUAGGGCUUCAUUUGCUGCCUUUGCCCCUUCAGCUUGUUUAAUAACUUUUCCAUUGAAAUGUAUCUCGUCUUUGUCACCAUACAGUGAUCACUAUAAAACACUAUUAAACACUAUAAAUUAUCUGUUGGUUCUACGGUGUUCAGAGUAACAGUAGACUUGUGUCUUGGUGUCUGAAUGGGAUUGUAGGUCUGCACUUAGUUUUGCGUUACUGGAUGAACACUUUUGAAGGUACAUAUGCAUACAUGCAUUCUCAUACAUACAGUAAUUUGUAAAUUGCAUACGUACAUUUUGUUUCCAUUCAGCUGUGUUUGCUGUAGUGAAUUUGACCUUUUAUUAAAGCAGCUCUUGAUUAAUA